GAAAGAUGCUGCUGCAGCCUCUCUGGACGUUCCUCCUGGGACACUCGUCCCUCCUGCUCUCACCGGUGUUCCCCGUCCUCUUCUCACUCUCCGUCUACCUGUUCUGCUGCGUCCCCUUCCUGCUGCUGGACCUGCUGUCCUCCAGGUGGGCUCUGGUGCGCAGGUACAAGCUGCAGCCUCAGAGCUCUGUGAGCUGGGCCUCCAUGCGGAGCUGCCUGGCUCUGACGCUCUACAACCACGUGGUCUUCAUCCUCCCGCUGACCCUGAUCCACUGGUACCUGAGGCCGGUCAAUCUGCCUCAGGAGGCCCCGCCCCUCCCCCGCCUGGUGGCCCAGGUGCUGGUUUGCCUGCUGCUCUUCGACUUCCAGAGCUUCAUCUGGCACCUGCUGCACCACAGAGUCCCCUGGCUCUACCGCAACUUCCACAAGGUGCACCACACCUUCUCCUCCACCUCGGCCCUCACCACGGAGCACUCUGGAGCCUGGGAGACUCUCAGUCUGGGCUUCUUCGCCGCCGUGAACCCCUUCCUGCUGGGCUGCCACCCACUGACGGAGCUGGCCUUCUUCGUGCUGAACAUCUGGCUCUCGGUGGAGGAUCACUGUGGCUACGACCUUCCCUGCUCCACCCACCGCCUGGUGCCUCUGGGGCUGUACGGGGGGGCCCGCCACCACGACCUCCACCAUCUCAAGAACAGGUGCAACUACGCCCCUUACUUCACCCACUGGGACCGGCUGGCCGGGACGCUGUACACACAAGACUGAAUGACUGAUGGAGAAGUUCCUGAACUGAUGGAGAGUUCCUGAAAUGAUGGAGAGUUCCUGAACUGAUGGAGAACUUUCUGAACUGAUAGAGAACUUUCUGAACUGAUGAAGAGUUACUGAAAUGAUGGAGAGUUCCUUAACUGAUGGAGAACUUUCUGAACUGAUGGAGAACUUUCUGAACUGAUGAAGAGUUACUGAAAUGAUGGAGAGUUCCUUAACUGAUGGAGAACUUUCUGAACUGAUGGAGAACUUUCUGAACUGAUAGAGAAGUUCCUGAACUGAUGGAGAACUUUCUGAACUGAUGGAGAGUUCCUGAACUCAUUAAAGUCUCUAAAGUGAUCAUUAUUCUGAAUAAUUAUGUUAUUUUUAAGCUGUUCAGAAACCUUCACCUCAGAUUGUCUUUUACGUUAAAAGACUGUCGACUCUUAAUAUUCAUUUUAUCUCUGUAUUUAUUACUCUUCAGUUAUUCAUGUAUUUAUUUAUUAACUUUAUCAAAGACUGAUCAAUGAUGUAUUAAUAUGUUCAUGACUGUAAUCUGAGCAAGUUGGAGGAGAUACAACGUUUCUCUUCAAACAAUGAAGAGAAACGUUGUUUUUGUGAUGAAUGAGAAAAAAAUGCACUAAAAUCCAGAAAAUAACAUUUAAAUGAAUUUAGACUGAAGAUAUUGUGAUAUUAAUUAUUAUUUUAACGUUGAUUUAUGUUAACGUGAAUCUGUGCUGCACUGAGACGACGUAUUAAAGGUUAAACAUUUUCUUUAAUUCAUCAGAAAAACGUUCAUAUUGAACAAAUCCACAAAAUGUUGAAGAUUAUUCCGUUAACAUCCAUUAAAGGCAGCUAGUUUAAGAAUAAGCUACAGUCGGACUCUGGAGGUGAUUUAUUGAAGAUGGAUGAGAGAAAGUGGCUGAAGUAUUUGAAAGUGUUAAAGUGUUUGAAUAUUAAAUGUCAACAGAAUGUUUUUGGAGGUGAAUGUGACUGAAAAGUGUAUUUUUGUGAACUGGAAGUUUUAUCUGAGA
Molecule: messenger RNA, 1774 nt
Organism: Anoplopoma fimbria (sablefish)
Lineage: Eukaryota; Metazoa; Chordata; Actinopteri; Perciformes; Anoplopomatidae
Gene: ch25h
Product: cholesterol 25-hydroxylase
Exons: 2
Coding region: 6-761 (251 amino acids)
Biological process (GO): sterol biosynthetic process; cholesterol metabolic process
Molecular function (GO): C-4 methylsterol oxidase activity; iron ion binding; steroid hydroxylase activity
Source: RefSeq, a predicted model, not a curated record